AUGGCCCCCAAGCAACCCUUGCCAGGCCCUCACAUACCAGCUCAGCUCCGCUGCCAGACAGCCGUCUCCCCUCAUUUUGCUCACCACUCCGCCAUCCUUCCCAGCCACGCCUCCCAGACCCACUGGGCCUUUGACGAGAUCCCCAACUCACGCAGCAUCCCCCCAACAACCAAAAACCACCAGGACCAACCAGCACCACCACCACAUCCUCUGGCUUGCCCUGCAAUCACUCGCCCUUCCCCACCCUCUGAUCUCUUGCCCUGCCCCUCACCACUCGUCCCCGGGGCCAAUCAACAUCCUCAGCCCACCAUCCCCGCCAAUCCUCACCAGCAAGACCUGGGCCCCUUGUUGCCCAAGACCCAGCCGUCAUCCAAGCGGCUGGACUUCCGUACCUACAAGAGGAAGAGCGCGAGCACCGAGUUCAACAACCUUGACCGGCCAAGGAAACACUCCAGAACAGCGGCCAUUGACAUCUCUCCAGCUGCCCUAGCCACGUCCUGUCAUGCCAAAGCAACGACCAAUACAGCAAAUCCCCUGACCCGUCGACCCCGUAAAAGCACCACCGCACCCGGGCCACCAUUGUCGGUGUGUUGCCCAUGCUCCUGA
This is a messenger RNA of Puccinia triticina, 606 nucleotides long. RefSeq lists its product as uncharacterized. NCBI's taxonomy places the organism in Eukaryota, Fungi, Basidiomycota, Pucciniomycetes, Pucciniales, Pucciniaceae. The transcript has 4 exons. The coding region runs from base 1 to 606 and encodes 201 amino acids. The record is from RefSeq and is a predicted model, not a curated record.